Molecule: messenger RNA, 1036 nt
Organism: Onthophagus taurus
Lineage: Eukaryota; Metazoa; Arthropoda; Insecta; Coleoptera; Scarabaeidae
Source: RefSeq, a predicted model, not a curated record
UUACCUUAAAGACUAGGCUAAUUCAUACUUGAAAUUAAAGUAAAUUAAUUAUGGAAGAUGUUCAAGAACAACCGGUUGUAUUAAACAACGAUUUAGAAAGGAAAAUUUUUGAUGCUUUCGAAGUGUUUGAUCACGCUGGAAAUAAAACCGUUGAUGUACGAGAUGUUGGAACUGUUAUUCGUUCUUUGGGUGCUUGCCCUACAGAAGCUGAACUUCAAGAAAUGAUUGUUUUGUACUUAGAAGAUCCUGUUAAUCCCGGAUCGAUUCACGUUAAUAAAUUUAUCCCUUUUGUAUCCCAAUUUAUCACUGAACACAAGUAUGAACCUGCUACUCCAGAUGCUCUACUUGAGGCUUUUCAUGUUUUGGAUCCAUUAGGAAAAGGCUACAUAACUAAAGAAUACAUUUCAACUUUAAUGACACAAGAUGGUGAACCAUUUAAUCAAGAUGAAUUGGAUGAAAUGUUGGAAAUUGCCAUUGAUCCUCAUACUCAAACAGUACCAUACGAAUAUUAUAUUAAUCAAUUGAUGAUUGAUUAAGUGAAAUGUAGAAUGUUGGGCACAACACAAGUAUAUAUUUUAAGACAUAUUUAAAGUAAUUAUUAAUUAGUGCACAAUUACAAAGUUUAAAAUUAUCUCCUAUUGCAACUCAAGACCCACAUUUCAUGCAUAUCUAAUGUACAAUUUCUUAACCUAACUAAUUACAUCUUGUAAUUCAGCAACAAUGAUACCACACAAAAGUGUGGUUACUUCUUUAUUAUUAUUAAUGUAGAGGACAAUGUAGUAUUGAGGUGAUUUCGAUGUAAUUUAUUUGUAAUUAUGUAUGAUCUUCAAAAGUUAGAUAUUAGAAAUUAAAAUUAAUUUCAUUGAGUAAUUUUUAGGCAACCCAACUUACAUCUAACACAACAUUGCAGAAGAAUAAGACAUUUGUGUUAACACUAGCAGUGUGGUGUUAAGAAUAAAGCACCAAUAUUGAAAUAAGUUGUAAUAAAAAGGUCUUUUAUUAAAUUGAGCACUUAAAAAGCUCCAUUGAAAUGUCA